Messenger RNA from Emiliania huxleyi CCMP1516, 315 nucleotides. RefSeq lists its product as hypothetical. Lineage: Eukaryota; Haptophyta; Isochrysidales; Noelaerhabdaceae. The annotation marks the transcript as partial. The record is from RefSeq and is a predicted model, not a curated record. The transcript has a single exon.
GACUCGGCCGCCGCUGUGGACGUGCCGUCGACGCCGCUGCAAACCGAUGUCGAUAACCCGGGCGACAGCGUCGCACACGAAGCCACACGAAGCCAGAAGGCACACGAAGCCAGCACAAAGGUGCAGGAGGUGGUUGCCCUCGUCGCUCGCGCGGCUGAGCACGUCAAGGCCACCGGAGAGUUCUGCUUCGACAAGGCCAAGGACGCUCUCGGGGAACGCCACGGAGACAGGGCUCUGGCCGCCCUGGCCGGCGUCGCGGUCGGCUACACUUUGCACGCUCUCGUUGCAUACAGGGGCAGCAAACGCAUCGCGUGA